Magnolia sinica is the source of this 1573-nucleotide messenger RNA. Its product is annotated as thioredoxin-like fold domain-containing protein MRL7L, chloroplastic. Gene Ontology annotation, cellular component: chloroplast stroma. Bases 195 to 1268 code for a protein of 357 amino acids. Gene Ontology annotation, biological process: regulation of DNA-templated transcription; chloroplast organization. The transcript is spliced from 6 exons. The record is from RefSeq and is a predicted model, not a curated record. NCBI's taxonomy places the organism in Eukaryota, Viridiplantae, Streptophyta, Magnoliopsida, Magnoliales, Magnoliaceae.
UUGGCUGCUAAAAUCCACCGCUAAGGACUAAGGUGAUGGCGUCUUAACCUUCACCAACUGCUAAAACCCGAAGAAACUCCCUCGUUUUUCUCUCUCUAGGGUUUAGGGUUUAUACUUCCCUACAAAAGGAAGAACUCGAAUUCCAUCGAACUUGGAAAGGAAAGAAAAGAUCAUUCGAAGAAAAAAAUUCAGAAAUGGCGCUGCAAUAUCCAUUAAGGUGUAGGUGUUCAAUAUCGGUUCUGAAAGAGGAGAGUAAACUCCAAUCAUCUUUUGCCAUGGCUGGUUCUGUUCCUUUGUUCAAGAACCUGACAAGCUCCAAGAUUUUGUCAAUAACAAGCGGUUUUAGUCAUACAAUGCCAGAGUAUCCAAAGUUGAGGAAGAGGAGUACAAAACCGAAAGCUUCUAAGGUACUUGAGGAAGUUUCUUACGGUGAUGGUAAAGAAGAGGAUGAAAGGACCCGCAAAUCUGAUGUAGGUGAUGACAGUGACGAAUCCCAUGACUCUAAUGCUAAUGUAAAAGGAAAAAGCAAUACCAACGAUGAUGAUGAUGGUCCGCUGCUCAUGACCAACGAGGAGAGAAGAGAAUUGAGAAGGAAGAUUAGAGAGGUGAUCGACAUGAACCCGGAUGUCGAAGAGGAGGAGGACCCUAUCGAAAGGAGAAAGAAGAUGGAGAAGCUUUUGUCUGAUUACCCUCUUGUUGUUGAUGAGGAAGAUCCCAAUUGGCCUGAAGAUGCUGAUGGGCGGGGGUUUAACUUAUCUCAAUUCUUCAACAAGAUUACGAUCAAGAAUGUCAGGAAAGAUGACGACGAUGAUUAUGACAGUGAUAAGGAAUUGGUUUGGCAAGACGAUAACUACAUUAAGCCGAUCAAAGAUAUUAGCACCGGAGAAUGGGAGGAGACAGUUUUUAAGGACAUCAGUCCUCUGAUAAUUCUUGUGCAUAAUCGAUAUAAGCGACCACGAGAAAAUGAGAAGUUACGGAAUGAAUUAGUGAAAGCAGUGCAGAUCUUUUGGGACUCCAGGUUGCCUUCACCAAGAUGUGUUGCUAUUGACGCUGUUGUUGAGCUUGAUUUGGUAUCUGCACUAAAAGUCACAAUUUUCCCUGAAGUCAUCUUUACUAAAGCAGGAAAGAUCUUAUAUCGUGAGAAAGUGGUUCGGACGGCAGAUGAAUUGUCUAAGAUAAUGGCCUUUUUCUACUAUGGAGCAACCCGGCCGCCAUGCUUAAAUGGGUAUGCUGGAGACAAUCAAGAAGCGAUCCCCUCUAUCCCAUAAUGGAGACUCCACUCUCUUGUAUGAAGGAAAUCGUUAUUAUGUGCAGAUUCCAAAUAUAACAUAUGUUGUUCAAAGCAACCUUUUCACUUUUAGUAAAUGAGGUGUUACAUAAUCCUUGCACCGAAUGGUUGUAUGAUACAGUUUGGGUUUUCAGUUUGUGGGAGUGGGGCCAUGGUUCGAUGCUCUAAACCGUUGGUACGACGGCCCUCAACAUUGAUGAUCCAUGCACCAACCAAGAUCGGACUACCCCAGCUGUAUAAUGUAUGGUCUUUUUCUUGGUUGAAUGUGAACUGUGUUGUAUUUCC